GUUCAUAUUCAAGCAGUUGGCACUAAUUGUAAAGCUUUUACCAUGAGGAAACUUGGAUUGAAAAAAAUUGGUUUAGUUCGGAGAAAAAUGAAGAUUAAAACAGAUAAUUUUGUUCAAGAAAAACUGAAGCUAAAGUUCUUAAUGAUUUGGUUCGAUGGAAAGGAAAAAUUAGAGAUAAAAACCUUAACGAAAUUAAAGUUUCCACCGGGAGCUGCAGAUAUGAUUCUUGAGACUGAAAACCAUUCUAUUCUAUUCUGGUUUCCAGAUUCUAAUAGAGUAUCACUACAAUAUCUGAACUACCAGAAUCCAGAUUUAGUUGUGUUUAAACUUGAUUGCGAAGCUGCUGGAUUAGAGAAAAAUGCAGUUAUAGACUUGAAUUCUAGGAUACUAAGAUGUAAUUCUGAUGACUAUAUUAGAUUAUUCUAUAUAGCUUGUCUUGCUUCAGAGGGCAACAUUCCACUCGUCACUAUUUAUAAAGAUCAGGAAGAUGAUGAGAAAAAGGAAGAUGAUGAGAAAAAGGAAGAAGAUGGGAAUAUCAAGGAAGAAGAUGGGAAUAUAAAGGAAGAAGAUGGGAAUAUCAAGAAAGAAGAUGGGAAUAUCAAGAAAGAAGAUGGGAAUAUCAAGGAAAAAUAUGAGGAAAUCAACAUGGAUAAUAAAAUAGAAGAAGAUGAAGAAAUAGAAGAAGAUGAUAAAAUAGAAGAUGAUGAUGAAAUAGAAGAAGAUGAAGAAAAAGAAGAAGAUGAUGAACUAGAAGGAGAAAAUAAGGAGGAGGAAAUAGAGGAGGAAAAAGAAGAGGAAGAUGAACUAGAGGAUGAAGAAGAUGAGAGAAGAGAAGAGAAUGGAAUAUUUAGAAGAAAAGAGGGCCAUUUAACAGCAAAGGAUGGAGAAAUCAAGGAUAUAUGUAAAGACGAAGACAGUGAACAUUAUUUAAAACAGAAAAUAAAGAUGAAAUUAGAGGAAGAGAAUCCACGGCUUCUAGAUCUACAAUCUGUUGUCAAUUCUUUCAAACAUUUUCAACUAGGACAUGUAUCUGUGCCAUUGGUAUCAUCCCUGGAAACUUUAAUGGAUAGUUUAUCAAGAUAAAACAAACCUUUCAAAACAACUGUUUUUGUUGUAAAUAAAUAAGUUAUAAUAAAUCUAUGAUU
This is a messenger RNA of Eurytemora carolleeae, 1145 nucleotides long. Its product is annotated as DNA ligase 1. Bases 43 to 1083 code for a protein of 346 amino acids. The record is from RefSeq and is a predicted model, not a curated record. The transcript has 10 exons. Lineage: Eukaryota; Metazoa; Arthropoda; Copepoda; Calanoida; Temoridae.